AUGAAGGUGAACAUCAGGAAGUGGAACGGGGUGGCGAUAUGGUCGUGGGAUGUCCCCAAGGAGGAGGUGUGUGGUAUCUGUCGGACAUCUUUCGACAUGACUUGUUCCUCGUGCAAAUUCCCUGGAGAUCAAUGUCCCUUAGUACUUGGGGUAUGUACGCAUCGAUUCCACACGCACUGUAUUGAGAAAUGGCUUGAAGUUGAGACGUCGAAGAACCUGUGUCCCAUGUGCCGGCAGUGGUUCCAGGAGAAGACGGACGAUGGCGAUGGUGGCACUGGUGCUCACGCCAAUACGAGCGUCCACUCUUCCGACGUUGUGAGCACAACGUGAGCUGGUCUGUACAGUUGGAGUCACUGCAUCACGAUGCUAUCGUUGUAUAUGGAUCAGCUGGAGGCUGUAUGUUAUUGCUCUGGAUUCUUGAGAUUCUGGUAAGAAUUCGACUGCUUUUUGUCUAUUGCAUCGCUGUGUUUUGCAAAUCUCAUGACUCGAUUACAGAAAAUACAUGUCUAAUGGUUUAGAGCGGAUUCACUCAUUGUAUUAGAAGCACAAGAUGGGAUGAAGGUUAGCAGAUGAUCUGAGAGUGUGUAUAAAGCUCAAGGGUCGGUUGUGGAGAAACCGUUAAAGAGCAUCGCCAGAUGGCGUGUUUCACCGGGUUUGAGCAUGAGACAUACUUGGAUCUCAGACCACGAAAGAUUGCUGGCUUGUAAUAGCAUGGAGCUGAGGCAUAAAUACAG
Molecule: messenger RNA, 734 nt
Organism: Williopsis jadinii
Lineage: Eukaryota; Fungi; Ascomycota; Saccharomycetes; Phaffomycetales; Wickerhamomycetaceae
Product: anaphase promoting complex subunit 11
Exons: 2
Coding region: 1-330 (109 amino acids)
Biological process (GO): anaphase-promoting complex-dependent catabolic process; positive regulation of mitotic metaphase/anaphase transition; protein ubiquitination
Cellular component (GO): nucleus; anaphase-promoting complex
Molecular function (GO): cullin family protein binding; ubiquitin protein ligase activity; zinc ion binding
Source: RefSeq, a predicted model, not a curated record